AUGAAGAAGUUGUCACUGAACCCUACUGAAAAGACCGAGACGCAUGCUGAGUCGUCUGGAGACAAGAAAAGGAAGCAUGCAAAUCUGAAUCAAGCAACAGGCAACAACAAGGGUUCCAACAACAAGAAGCGCGACCCCAACCCGCCUCAGGAGGCGAAAACUCUUGCAACCAUGAAUGACGCUCCUACCAAAAGGUACCUGGGCACUCUGCCCAUGUGCAACCAGUGCAAGCAUCAUCACGAAGGGGUUUGUCGCAUCCCAAAAUGCGACAAGUGUGGAAAAUUGGGUCACCAUGCUGAGGAUUGUUGGGGAAAAGGAAAGAACGGGAAUGGAAACCGCAACGGUGCUGGUAAUAGAAACAAUGGGGGAAAUGGAAAUGGCAAUGGUAACAGGAAUGGCAACGGAAAUGGGCAGAACCAACGACGCUUCGGUUAUGGAAGCAAAGAUCAUUUCAUAAAAGACUGCCCAAAGGGGAAGAAUGCUCCGACACGAGCAUUCACAAUCGGAGCAAGGAACGCACGCGAGGACCCUAAUGAUCUAGUAGAUUAG
This is a messenger RNA of Helianthus annuus (common sunflower), 549 nucleotides long. RefSeq names its product N66 matrix protein-like. The transcript has 2 exons. The record is from RefSeq and is a predicted model, not a curated record. The coding region runs from base 1 to 549 and encodes 182 amino acids. NCBI's taxonomy places the organism in Eukaryota, Viridiplantae, Streptophyta, Magnoliopsida, Asterales, Asteraceae. Gene Ontology annotation, molecular function: zinc ion binding; nucleic acid binding.